This is a messenger RNA of Tuber aestivum (summer truffle), 5976 nucleotides long. The record is from the annotation of a GenBank genome assembly. Lineage: Eukaryota; Fungi; Ascomycota; Pezizomycetes; Pezizales; Tuberaceae.
UGGUGCUGGAAAAAACCUGGACAGCCCUCUCGAGCGCUAGAGCCAGUCACGAUCAGAGAAGCUAUCAACAACGGUUAGAGGUAUUAAUACCACAUCCGCACCACAGAAUACCGGUAAUAGUAUGGCAAUUUCAGCUGGUGCGCGAGCAACUGCCAAAUACAUGCAAUUAUCCCCUACCCUCAACAUCCCAAACGAGCCUUCACCAAGGCAGGAAAAAGGUUCUUAUCUUCCAUUGCUUUGCUCCUCUUCCUCCCAGAGCCAGGUAGAGUAGGGCGCAUAACCAGUGCAAUACUGUACGGCAUUGCUCAACACUUCUCACCGGAAAUUUUCCACCCGUUGGCGCCGCCGCAACAGGAAAGAAGUUACUCUCCGACGAAAGGAAUCUCUGCACUCCUCCAAGUCCAAGACAGGUUACCUUCUAGGCAUUCUUUCCAUAUCGAAGAUGGCACCCUCGACGAAGUUUCCGAUGCCUACCCUGCCGAUCCCGACUCCAGGGUCCCCUCGUGCUCGCUGGAGGGAUGAGGCAAUACCUGCGUCCUCAACUAGUAACUCUUAUGGAUUUUUGAAUUCCACCUAUUUUCCCCUAUCGUCCUCUAGCCCCCUCCAUUCCAAUUUCCUCUUUUUGCCCUCCUCUUAUUCUCGGUCCAUUGCGCUGGGCUCUAGUGUGCCGACAACGGAAAGGUCCACAGCAUCGGCAACAAUUUCGACGGAAGCGGCAGGAAUAGCUGUUGGAAAGGCCAUGGCCGCACCGGCGCCCACUGGAGGUAGUCGAUUUUUUCUGGGAGAUGGUAGCUGUGUCAACCCUGGCAACGGUAGCGUUCCAGGAAGUACCAUUAGUACGCCUGGAAUGUCGCAAUCCUCGUCGGCUCUUAACCUUGCCUCCCUCAAUUCUCCGAAUGCCCUAUCUUUGGCAUCUUCCAGCUUCUCUGAAUCUCUCUUCGGCGGAGAAGCCAACACUAGAAGGGGAAGUAUCUCGCAGGUUGGAGCUUCAAGCGGAAUUCCUACCACAGCUACGUCACCUGUGAACGUGAUCUCAAACCCUGGCACUGCGCGGACAUCCACGAACGAGGGCGUGGGCAUUCAUGUACAAUCCCGCAAUUCCUUCCCCUCUCUCCUUCAACAACAGCAACAGCCGCAACAACAAGCACAGACACCGCAGACACAUCCGGGCAGAUCUCGAUCGAGAUCCACAAUGAGUAGACAUGAAGGGGCCCAACCGGUAUUCAAUCAACAGCAUCAACAGAGGACGCUUUCCAGGUCUCCUAUCUCCCCUGGUACCCACACCAAACGGUCUUCGGUCUCCAGCAGCAUAACCAAUCUGACGGAUCCGGGUGGGGACAGGGACAAGGAGAAGAAACCUCGACGUUAUGGGAGAAUUGGAGUGUGUGCCCUUGAUUCCAAAGCGAGGAGCAAGCCUUGCCGAACCAUCUUGAACAGAUUAAUCGAGCAUGGGGAAUUCGAGACAAUUAUAUUCGGUGACAAGGUUAUUUUAGAUGAGUGUGAGUACAAUUUUCAUCCGAUCUUUUACACUUUGCUUGCUACGAGUACUUCACCGGGCGAAGAAAAGAAAAGAACCGGGGCGAAAACAUCCCACGUUUUGCUAUUGUUAUUUUUGAUUGGCCCAUACCAAAAUCUUCCAAGACAAGAUUGGGAUGGAUUAAUACAAAUCUUUAAAACAUCUUUGUGCCAGGUUUCCCCCAAUCUUUCCAACCCCCCCCCCCUUCCUCCUUCCCUUACCACACAAUCCUACCCCCACCAUACCGUAGCGCUUGGGGGUGACACACCUGCACAUUUGAUUGGGAUUCUCACGGCGUUCAAAACGCUAAUGUUUUUGUGACAUCUUUAGCCAUCGAAAACUGGCCUACUUGGUAUGUACCUGUUGUUGUUCCUUUUUCUUAUUUAUCCUCCUUCGGGUUAUUCUUUUGGACGCGUAAUUUUCAAUUAGCGUACCCGAUCCCCGGGCCCCACCGACGAAAGAGGUUCUUGAAAUAGAUAUUUUUCUCUUUAUCUCCGUUUUCUGUUUUUGGGAAAGCCAGUUUCCUGAUUUUUUUUAUAUGUAUCACUCCAUGGGGUUUCCGUGUUCGUUGUGGAUCUUAAAUACGGACAUCAUGUUCUGAACAUGUGUGCUUGUAUAUGCCUCUUUUUUUCAUUUUUUUUUUAUUCACUGGGUUUGGGAUUCCUCUUAAAGGCCCUUUGACUAACCUUUCACAGUGAUUUUCUGAUAUCAUUUUUUUCGACCGGGUUUCCGCUUGACAAAGCAACACAGUAUGUUGCCUUACGCCAACCAUAUUGUGUCAAUGACCUUCAGAUGCAAAAGAUCCUGUGGGAUCGCCGACUGGUUCUUCGGGUAUUAGACUCAAUCAAGGUUCCGACUCCCAAACGCCUCGAGGUCUCUCGAGAUGGAGGCCCAUAUCUCCCCAGCGAACUUGCCUACUAUUUAGAGAUGAAGACCAGUAUAAAGGUUCCACCACAAGGCGAGUGGAAAAUGCCUCAAAAAGUUGAGUUGAGUGAAGAUGGAGAAACGCUCACCGUCGAUGGGAAGUGUCUCAAAAAGCCAUAUGUUGAAAAGCCGGUUAAUGGGGAAGAUCACAAUAUCCACAUCUAUUUUGCCAAUGGCGGCGGCGGAAGGAGAUUGUUCCGAAAGGUGGGGAAUAAGAGUUCCGAGUUCGACCCUCAUCUCUCGCAGCCUAGGAUGAAAGGAUCCUUUAUUUAUGAACAGUUUAUGGAUGUCGAUAACUCGGAGGAUGUCAAAGCAUAUACUGUUGGCCCUGAGUUCUGUCAUGCCGAAACCAGGAAAAGUCCGGUUGUUGAUGGGCUUGUGCGAAGAAACACUCACGGGAAGGAGAUCAGGUUUGUCACCACGCUCUCACCCGUUGAAUCUGGUAUGGCGGCUAGGAUUUGUGAGGCAUUUGGGCAAACGGUCUGUGGGUUUGACCUGUUAAGGGUCCACGGAAAGAGUUAUGUUAUUGAUGUCAAUGGUUGGAGCUUUGUGAAGGAUAAUACGGAAUACUACGAUCGUUGCUCUAGUAUCCUUCGGUCCACCUUUAUUAAGGCCUGUCAGGAGAUGAAUAGAGAGAGCUACAGAGACCCAGGAGCUAUGGGGGUCUUGAUUGUUCCAGCCAAGGAACGGAGCCCGAGCAGAAGGCCAAGCUCUAAACGUAACUCCAGCAGCCAUCGCGCGGCAUUGCACAACCUGUUGUCUAGGUCACCUUCGUCUCCUAGGUUGACAAGCCAUCACCAACUAUCACCGACAGUAGCCACGGCCCCGAAUAUUAAUCCUACCCCCGGACAAUUACCUAUGCCGGCUGCUGCAGGCCAAAUUCCCCAGUCUCCAUUGGAACCAAUGUUUGGGGAGAACAGGGAGAAGCCUAAGCCGGCGGCGCCUCAACAUACCUGGAAGUUGAAAGGCAUGGUUGCGGUCCUGCGACACGCUGACCGCACCCCGAAGCAGAAAUUCAAGUUCACCUUCCAUUCCAAGCCCUUCGUGGAUCUACUUAAGGGCCAUACCGAGGAGGUUAUACUUGUCGAAGAGGGCUUACAGGAUGUCAUCGACGCUACUCGCCGAGCGAUUGAAGGACGCACUGAAGACAUGGAUAAGCUCGCAGUACUCAAAAAUGCAUUGGAAAAAAAGGUCGGGUUUGCGGGCACUAAGGUUCAGAUAAAGCCAAUGUUCCUCAGGACGGAGGUUGUGGAGGAAUCGGUUGAGAUUAAUAGUGAUGGUUCGACGGCUUCUCCGGGCAGCGGCUCCACUGAAGGGCGGGUCAACGUUAGCCGAGUCAACAGCGUGUCCUCGUUCUCUGGCGAUCCCACGAAAUCGAAGCAAGUGUUGGACAAGCUACAAUUAAUCAUCAAAUGGGGCGGCGAGCCCACCCACUCCGCAAGGUAUCAAAGCCAAGAUCUUGGUGAAUCAUACAGGAAGGAUCUUCUCCUGAUGAAUAAGGAUGCAUUGGAGGAUGUUUCUGUUUUCACGAGCUCGGAGAGAAGGGUUACUACAAGCGGUAAGUCUUUAGUUCCCCAAUAUAUAUAGGCUAAUACUGACGUUGCAUUUCCAUGUGUAGCUCAAAUCUGGACUGGCUCUUUCUUGGAUCACAAAAUUCCGGAUGACUUUGUGAAAGUGAGGAAAGAUCUGCUUGAUGAUUCGAACGCUGCGAAAGAUGAAAUGGAUAAGGUGAAAUCGCACUGUCCGAAUUCCAACCUAUAUCUAAUAUUCUCCGAUAGGUCAAGAAGAAAUUGAAAUCGUUGCUCCGUGAGGGCUCAAAACCUCCUCCGCAAUUUGCUUGGCCAAAAGAUAAUAUGCCGGAACCGUCCGUAGUGAUGCAGAAUGUUGUAUCGUUGAUGAGGUUUCAUAGAAAAGUGAUGCAUUACAACUACAGUAGGCUUUUUGGCACCAACGCAUCUUCAACGUCUUUGUCCUCCCUGGCCCCCUCUGGCACACCAUCUCUCGCUCAAUCCACUGCCAAUGUUCAAUCACGCUGGUGCUGUGGUGAGGAUCCUGGCCUUUUCAAAGAACGCUGGGAGAAGUUGUUCGUCGAAUUCUGCGAGUGGGAGAAGGUCGACCCUAGCAAAAUCUCUGAGCUUUACGACACAAUGAAAUACGACGCUCUGCAUAACCGCCAAUUUCUAGAGGCUAUUUUCAUGCCUUCUACCGCAAUGCUGGAGGCUGAUGAUAUUGGUACCGCCAUCCAUUACUCAAUGGAGGAUCUGAACCUGCCUACUUCUGGAGACACUAGAAAGUAUUCUUUGUCUCCUAGUUCUGAAGGAGAGAGGGAAAUCGUCCCACAACAACAAAGAGGGACUAGCAAAAGAGAACGCCUCGGCUUGCGAAGCCGAGGCUUGCGCGGCAGUGGGGCCAAGCAAUCCUUUGAAGGGGAGGCCAGUCGUAGCUACGCUGCAACUCAAUUGAAUUCCAAAUCUAAGAGUGAUGUUAGGCUGUCUAAGCUUCGUGAGCUUUAUCGACUUGCCAAAGUCUUGUUUGAGUGAGUGCCCUCGACUAUUCUUACGCGCGUUGUAUUUACUGAUUUUCUACCUUAGUUUCGUGUCUCCGCAGGAGUAUGGUAUUAACGAUGAAGAGAAACUAGAGAUUGGGCUCUUGACCAGCCUACCGCUCUUGAAACAGAUUGUGAAAGAUUUGGAGAAUGUCCAAGCAGCUGAAAAUGCGAAGUCUUUUAUCUACUUUACGAAGGGUAUGUUGAACUACUUGUGUCUCGUCUAUUGCAUUCUAAAUCAUGGAUUUCCAGAAUCACAUAUCUAUACUUUACUCAAUUGUAUCAUUGAGGGAGGUCUCCCGAUCAAGAUGGAACGCAACGCUAUUCCCGAGCUUGAUUAUUUGACCCAAAUCUGCUUUGAGCUUCUAGAAUCGGAAACCAAGGAUCAACCAGGAGACUCACCUGACGAACCGAAUACUAGUUCCUACAGUAUUCGGGUCAGCAUAUCCCCAGGGUGCCAUAGUAAGGAUCCUCUCGACAUGCAUCUCGACGCCAAGCACUGCAUCGGGUGCGCGCCGCGCAAGAGCUUAACUAGGCAUUUGGACUGGAAAUAUGUUGUCGAAACAUUGAGAGAGAAAUUCCAUCGUGUCAAGCUGCCUAGCAAGUUUAUCCCGAUCAACCUUGGGGAAGCAAGUCUGAAGAAGAGCACUGGAACGAGCGAGGGCAAGGAGGAGAAAGACACCGAAAAGGAUGGCCUUGGGGCUAUUGGCGCUGCGGGAAAACAGUCACCCCCUGAAAUGAUCAUGGAAGAGCAUCUUGAGGAGCUGGUUAUGAGAGACGAAACUGGAAACGUGAAUAACGAAUACUAGGGAUAGAAAGUGUGCAUCUUAUUCGUUUCUUUUCGCGUGUGUACGGGCUAUUGGGGAGGACAUUGGCCAUUAAUUGAGGUGGUUGAUGGUGUUUGUGGACAGCUAGGUCAGUGCUUUCAUAGACAGCGGAUUUUGUACUUAGUUUCAGUAUGGAAUAAACGAGAGGUGGUUUUUCGUACGGG